AUGGCAGCGACGGAGGUCACUCAUAUGGACACCAGUGUCAACACCACCAAAGUUGAUCAGACACCAAUGGAGACUGCCACCCCAGAGGGCAACGCUGACACCACCCCCGACGUGACGAUGAAGCUGAACGAUCCGGAGGCUACGUGUUUGGUUAGCGCCCAGUGCCAGCGGCUGAAAAUGCACGCAGCGGGCGUGGCAGCGUCGCUGCUGGCUUUGCUGGCAGCAAACGGCACCUCGGUGCUCCACUGUGUCUGCAGCCGAAUCGCCAACCUCACCGACGACGGCACCAGCUUCGGCAGCGACGGUGAACUAGUGGUGUGGAACAACUUCUGCGAAGGUGUCGGUAAUUACACGCUUUUCGAAACGUGCGAGAUCUUCGAGCCCCCGUCCAUCGCGCUGCCAGCUAUCGCACACCUGGUAGAGAGCAGCCCGAGAGGCGAACCCCCGCAGGAUGCAGACGGAGGGGUGGAGUGCGGCGUCGCCCUGGAGGGGAUCCGCGGCAUGACGGAGGACGAGCUGUGGCGACUCCUCGGGGACCUCCCGUGCCACAUCGCAGCAGACUGCAUCGACUCCUGCUCUGCACAGGGGUUGAACGACACGGAAUGGGAUGUGGAAACGCUGGAGAACGACCAUCUGAGGCAGUCUGCCGUGUCCCAGUUGCUGGAUGCUAUUCGACGCAUCUCAAGAGCCAUACUCUACCGGUUUGACUGUUCCCAGAAAGAAGAAGACGAUGUCCUUCGGUCGUGGAGGUUGAACGAAACUGGGUUCCAGCCCGAGGUGUACCUGGAACAACGCUCCAGCUACUGGCGUGACGUCGCGCAGCUGCUCACACUUGGCGUAGGGCGUAUCUCACAGCUGUUCGUGCCGCUCGCAUACCAACACAUGGCUGUCCACCCGACUGGUCAGCGACUCCACGAGUGGAUUAAAAACAUGAAACGUCUGAGAGACAUGCUCCACGCGAAAUUAAGCCUCUGGGCGCACGAUGCGCAAUCCGUCAGCGAGCAGAUGGGGAACUGCAAGGUGGAAGAAGACAGUAACAAUCCUGGGGAGUACCUAAUGAGGUAUAAGCCAGUGUGCUUCCAUUCAUUUGUCGGAACUCAGUGUGAUUCGUGA
Schistocerca serialis cubense is the source of this 1113-nucleotide messenger RNA. RefSeq lists its product as uncharacterized. The transcript has 6 exons. Bases 1 to 1113 code for a protein of 370 amino acids. The record is from RefSeq and is a predicted model, not a curated record. NCBI's taxonomy places the organism in Eukaryota, Metazoa, Arthropoda, Insecta, Orthoptera, Acrididae.